AUACCUUAAUUGUGCCUCCUAUUGCAUUUUGUUCGUACCUACCGUAACCCAAAACAAAAUGACAACAAUCCGUACAAGACGUGGACGCCGUUUAAAAUUAUUUGUAUGGACAUUAACGUCCAGACGUGUUGUUGUUGUACCAUCAUCAUAUACAAAUACAAAUAAUUAUGCGGCUAACAAUGGUUACGCAACAACACCCGUACGCCAACGUUAUAUUCCAACACCAGCCAAGAAAUCGUCGAAUUCAUCCGCUUACAAUUAUAUACGUCUUAAUCAAAAUUAUCCAAAUAAAAGAUAUGAUGAAGAUUUUAAUAAUAAUUUUUGGAUGAAGGAGAAUUCCAAUCAACAUACAAAUCAUCAUGGAAUCUUUUUACUAUUUAUGUUUUCAUGUUCUUGUUAUAGAAUGGUGCGAAAAAUAGCAGACGAAUUCCUUACGGAUGAAAGAGAUAGAAAAUAUUAUGCUGACCAAUAUACAUGUUGUCCGCCACCAUUAUUUAUUAUCAUUAUUACCUUAAUUGAGUUGGGCUUUUUUGCCUACUACUCAAUCACAACAGGUGAAUUAAAUCCAUCUGGACCCGUACCAAUCGACUCAGUAUUUAUUUACAGACCAGACAAACGACUAGAAAUUUGGAGGUUUCUACUGUACAUGAUGUUACAUGCCGGAUGGAUACAUCUUGGUUUUAAUUUAGUCGUACAAUUAUUAGUGGGCCUACCAUUAGAAAUGGUCCAUGGGUCAGCACGCAUUGGUUGUGUUUAUAUGGCAGGUGUUGUUGCUGGAUCAUUAGGAACAUCCGUAUUUGACACCGAUGUUUAUUUAGUUGGUGCCUCUGGUGGUGUUUACGCCUUGCUAGCCGCUCAUUUAUCAAACGUUCUUCUUAAUUAUAAUAAUAUGGAAUUUGGAUUAUUUCGACUACUAGGCAUUUUCAUUAUAGCCUCAUGUGAUGUUGGUUUUGCAAUAUAUUCACGCUAUGCCGAAGAUUUCCUUGGUCCACCUGUAUCCUACGUAGCACAUUUAACGGGUGCAUUAGCCGGUCUAACAAUUGGCCUACUGGUAUUAAAAAAUUUCGAACAAAAAUUACAUGAACAAUUAUUAUGGUGGGUAGCUCUAGGUGUUUACGCCGCAUGUACAAUAUUCGCAAUAUUAUUUAAUGUACUAAAUCCAACCACAACCGAAGAAUUAAAACCGGUGAAUAUUAGUUCGGAUGACGUGAAUAGUCAAUAUGUAUACAGUAGAUUAUUUCAUCGAAUUUAGGGAGAACGUGAAAACAAAUUGAUUAAUCAA
Chrysoperla carnea is the source of this 1282-nucleotide messenger RNA. It is a transcript of the gene stet, whose product is annotated as protein rhomboid. The transcript has 4 exons. Bases 59 to 1252 code for a protein of 397 amino acids. Lineage: Eukaryota; Metazoa; Arthropoda; Insecta; Neuroptera; Chrysopidae. The record is from RefSeq and is a predicted model, not a curated record. Gene Ontology annotation, cellular component: membrane. Gene Ontology annotation, molecular function: serine-type endopeptidase activity.